GGAAUAUGGAGACGAGAGCUGAUGAUGAGGAAGCCCCGACCGACCCAGCAGCCAGGAAACAAACUUAUCACGAUUACACAGAGCAAGAUUUUGAAGGCCAUCGAGCCCACACAGUGUUUGUGGGUGUACACGUGCCCGCCCGCAGACACUCCCACAGGAAACACAAACACCACCACCGCAACGGGGAGAAGGAGAGCGAGAAACCAGGGCCCCCGAUAAUGUCUCGCGUCAGAAGAUUGAGCGUUACGGACGACGGAAAAACAUUGACUCCACCAGCACAGAGAGUACAGUUCAUACUUGGCGAGGAUGUCGAUGAUAGCACACUUGAAUCUCAUCCUUUAUUUUCCGAAAUGGAAGAAUUGGUCAAAGAGGGUGACGAACUGGAAUGGAAAGAGACAGCUCGAUGGAUCAAAUUCGAAGAAGACGUCGAAGAAGGGGGCAAUCGUUGGUCUAAGCCACACGUUGCCACUUUAUCAUUGCAUUCGCUUUUCGAGCUCCGCAGCCUGAUCCUAAACGGCUCUGUCAUACUGGAUAUGGAAGCUAGUUCACUAGAACAGGUAGCGGAUAAUGUAUUGAACAGCAUGGUGAACGAUGGGUCGCUUGGAUAUGACUCUAGGGAAAAAGUUAAGGAUGCACUGCUAAGACGUCACAGACAUCAACAUGAAAGACGAAACCACAAUAUGUCUAGGCUACCUCUAAUUAGAUCGCUGGCCGACAUUGGCCGCAAUCACUCCUCUUGUAAAAAUUUUCAGGAUGGUGGCUCUCGACGCUCCAGUUCGAGGAGUUGUCGAGGGUCCACCUCAUCACCUCACACGGCUCUACUCCAGGCAGCCGACGAAAGAGGCUGCUACCUAGCUGUUCCAGUGGAAGAAGGCGGUACAGCAAGUGGAAAUUCUCACAAAGGAGAAUUCAGUCGUUUCCUAGGCAUCCCUAACGCGGGUGGUGCCAGCGACGAAGGCAUGGUAAAGAGUCCAAGCAGCGUUUCAAUGAAUCGCCAUCAGAGUACAGGCGAUCUCCACUUGAACGGAGAUAUAAAUCAUAAGUGUAAUUUAAAUUUUAUGAGAAAAAUUCCACCAGGAGCGGAGGCCUCCAAUAUCUUAGUUGGAGAAGUCGAUUUCCUUGAAAAAACAUUAUCAGCAUUCGUAAGACUUAAGACCGGGACCAUUAUGGGUGAUUUAACAGAAGUACCAGUCCCGACCAGGUUUAUGUUCGUUCUAUUAGGACCGCCAAACAGCAAUUCGAGUUUUCAUGAAAUCGGCCGUGCUAUGGCCACAUUGAUGUCCGAUGAAAUAUUUCACGAAGUCGCUUACCGAGCUAAAAAGAGGGAUCAUUUAUUAGCUGGCAUAGAUGAAUUUCUCGAUGCUGUCACGGUUUUACCACCAGGUGAGUGGGACCCGGCCAUCCGUAUAGAACCACCAGCAGCUAUACCCUCGCAAGAUCCUCGGAAGCGUCCUAAUGAUAAUCCUAAAGAUGAAUUAGACGAAGAAGAAGAGGAGCAAAAACAAAGAGAAGAGUCAGGAUUAGCAAGAACAGGACGAUUAUUUGGUGGCCUAAUAAAUGAUCUUAAAAGAAAAAUGCCAUGGUAUUGGUCGGACUUCAAAGACGCUUUAGCUCUACAAUGCAUUGCCUCGUGGAUAUUUUUGUAUUUUGCAUGUCUAUCACCCAUAAUAACUUUUGGCGGACUACUUGGCGAGGCGACUGGAAAGAAUAUGGCAGCAAUGGAGUCUUUAGUAUCAGGAUUUGUCUGUGGAAUGGGCUAUGGUUUCUUUUCCGGACAACCGUUAACGAUUUUGGGCUCGACGGGUCCGGUAUUGGUUUUUGAAACGAUUGUAUUUGAAUUUUGCAGACAAAUAGGUUGGAAUUAUAUGUCGUUUAGAUUUUGUAUUGGGACGUGGAUCACGGUUAUUUUGAUCAUAUUGGUCGCGAUCGACGCAAGUGCGCUUGUUUGUUACAUAACAAGAUUUACAGAGGAAAAUUUUGCCACAUUAAUAGCCUUCAUUUUCAUUUAUAAGGCAGUUGAAAACGUUAUAUCUAUAGGAAAGAAAUAUCCUAUGAAGACACGCGCCGACGAAGGCUUCAAUUACGAGUGUUAUUGUUUACCAACCAAUUAUUCUAGAGUACCGGAGCAAUUUAAUUGGUCCACUGUUGAUAAGGAGGCUUGUCAGUUAAACAAUGGAACGCUAACGGGAGAAGGAUGCCAUACAAAGGAAUAUGUACCAGACGUUUUUCUGAUGUCCAUAAUACUGUUUCUGGGAACUUUCACAAUUUCAAUUAUAUUAAAGGACUUUAAAAACUCACUAUUCUUUCCAUCGAAGAUAAGACAGGUCAUAAGCGACUUUUCAGUUAUUAUUGCUAUAUUAUCAAUGUCAUUCUUGGAUUAUAAAGUUGGGGUCAAAACUCCCAAACUCGAAGUACCAUCCGAAUUAAAGCCAACGUUGCCCACGAGAGAUUGGGUUAUUACACCAUUCAAUGGAAACCCGAUAUGGUCAGCCUUGGCAGCCUUACUGCCCGCACUAUUGGGCACCAUACUUAUUUUCAUGGACCAACAAAUAACUGCUGUUAUCGUGAAUCGUAAAGAGAACAAACUGAAGAAAGGCUGCGGCUACCAUUUGGAUUUAUUCGUUUUGGCCAUAUUAAUACAAAUCUGUUCCGUUAUGGGUUUGCCGUGGUUCGUAGCGGCCACGGUUCUUAGCAUUAAUCAUGUGAAUUCGUUGAAAGUUGAAUCGGAGUGUGCGGCUCCCGGAGAAAAGCCGCAAUUUCUAGGAGUCAGAGAGCAAAGAGUUACCCAUAUACUGAUUUUCUUGACCAUAGGCUGCUCGGUUGUAUUGACACCGGUUUUAAGGAACAUUCCCAUGCCGGUACUUUUUGGAGUCUUCUUGUAUAUGGGUGUAGCGUCACUGAAAGGCUUACAAUUUUUCGAUCGGAUUCUGAUAAUGUUUAUGCCUCAAAAAUACCAGCCAGACCACAUGUUUUUAAGACAGGUACCUAUACGACGCGUCCAUCUUUUUACCGCAGUACAAUUAACCUGCCUCGUUUGCUUGUGGGUAAUAAAAUCUUUCUCUCUAACGUCGAUUUUAUUCCCUUUAAUGUUGGUCGUUAUGAUUGGAAUAAGAAAGUCAUUAGAUUGCUUCUUUACGAGGAGGGAACUGAAAAUACUGGACGACGUGAUGCCGGAAAUGACAAAGCGAAAUCAGGACGAGCUGCGAGAACUUGGCGGUGCUGAGGAAUCAAAUAAGAGCAAUCCUCCAGCAUACCAAGAAAACCUACAGAUACCACUUAUUAAUGGAAAUAUUAUGAACAUACCACUCACCUCUAUAAAUAUCUCAGAGGAGGUAAACAAAACUGGUAUAUGGAAACAAGUUAAUAGCAAUAAUAAGAGUCGUAACGAUCAUAAGAAUAAAUCCGGAAAGAAAAAUAAUAAACACAAAAAAAAUAUGUCGAAAAAUGCACAAACGGAAAUCGAAAGGAGACUGUCCGUAAUGGACGAAGUCGAAGAAGACGAUCCAUCGGUUAAGGUGUGCGUCAUUGACACCAAAUUUUAACGAGCAUGUAUAGAUCUCGUCAACGACUAUUAUAAGAGCGAUAUUGUAAGGCGCAAGGACUCGUGGAGCGGUGGAAUCAAAAAGAGUGAAUCUGGAAAAAAUAAUACGUCUGCCGAAACC
Molecule: messenger RNA, 3662 nt
Organism: Bombyx mandarina (wild silkworm)
Lineage: Eukaryota; Metazoa; Arthropoda; Insecta; Lepidoptera; Bombycidae
Gene: Ndae1
Product: Na[+]-driven anion exchanger 1
Biological process (GO): regulation of intracellular pH; transmembrane transport; monoatomic anion transport
Cellular component (GO): plasma membrane
Molecular function (GO): solute:inorganic anion antiporter activity; monoatomic anion transmembrane transporter activity; sodium:bicarbonate symporter activity
Source: RefSeq, a predicted model, not a curated record